AUGGCGGAUCGAGAUGGCUACGGGUCGGCGUCGCAGCCCGCGUCCCCCCGUUUGUCUCGCCGUCCAUUUCCCAUGCGUCGCCAGAACUCGGCAACUGAGCCUGACGAGCGCUCCCCACUGCUGCUGAACAAUUCUCGGUCGCGGAUUCGAAUCCACGGCGGGGCAGCAUCACCACGUCCCAAUUUAUCCCGCGAUCAGAGCUACUCAGGAGACAGCAGCCGCGGAACUCGACAUCACAGUCGCCGCUCUUCUUGGAGCGCACGCCUCGUCCAAGCCUUCUCCGAACGGUCCAUGUCAGAGUCCAAGGGCUCCAUCUUCCCCGACGAGCGAGUGUGGUACGAUCAGUUCACGAGCACCGACUGGGUGCACGAUACAAUCGCCGAUUCCUAUCGCGUGAGAGCACUUCGCAGCAGGAAGGAUUUUUGGGGCCGAGUCUUGACAACCAUCGAUGGUAGCCAGGGAUGGAUUCUCAGUGCUCUCUGUGGCUUCGUUAUCGCCUUGAUAGCGUAUACAGUCGACGCGGCCGAAUCGGUCUUUUUUGAUUUCAAAGAUGGAUAUUGUUCGAGAGCGUGGUAUUUUGACGAAAAGAGAUGCUGCCCCGGUGGACGCACCGAGUGCACAGACUGGAAGACAUGGUCCCAGGCACUGCAUUAUCAUCCGUUUGGGGAGAAGUGGACAGACUUCCUCAUCUACGUCGCCUGCGUCGUUCUCUUCGCGGUUGCUUCGUGCUGGGUCGCCCUGUGGACAAAGACGGUGGUUCCCUCGGCCUACCCCGCAGGCAGUGGUGUCGCCGAAGUCCGAGUCAUCCUCAGCGGCUUCGUUCUUCACGGAUUCCUCGGUUUGAGAACAUUAAUCUUGAAGAUGCUGUCACUGAUUCUGAGCGUCUCUUCGGGGCUAAGCAUUGGCAAAGAGGGUCCGUUCGUCCACAUGGCGACCUGCGUUGGCAAUAUCGCAUGUCGUCUUUUUGCAAAGUACGAUCGCAACGAUGCCAAGAGGCGAGAGGUUCUUUCGGCUGCUGCGGCUGCGGGCGUGGCUGUUGCAUUUGGAGCACCCUUGGGAGGUGUUUUGUUUGGUCUGGAAGAGGUGUCCUACUUCUUCCCGGCCAAAACCCUCUUCCGCACAUUCUUUGCUUGCAUCGUCGCCGCGCUGUCCCUCAAAUUCUUGAACCCAUACGGCACGCACAAGAUUGUCAUGUUCGAGGUCCGUUACCUGGUAGAUUGGGAGUAUUUUGAGCUGGGAUCCUUCAUCUUUGUCGGCAUCGUCGGCGGCGCCAUGGGAGCGCUCUUCAUCAAGGCGUCCAAACACUGGGCACAAACGUUUCGCCGGAUCAAGGCCAUCAAGAAAUACCCCAUGCUGGAGGUGUUCCUCGUCGCGGUUGUGACUGGCCUUAUGAGCUACUGGAAUCCCUUGACCAAGGUCUCUGUCGCAAAGCUGCUUCUAAACUUGGCGUCUCCAUGUGACCGCACCAAGGGUGAUGGACUUGGGCUCUGCCCGAGAUCGGUGGAUGACAUUCCCGAGAUCUUGUCAAUGUUGAUUAUUGCCUUUUUGAUCAAGGGUUUCUUGACCGUCAUCGCCUUUGGAAUUAAAGUCCCCGCCGGUAUUUAUAUCCCAUCCAUGGUGGUCGGCGGCUUAAUGGGACGGAUUGUAGGUCACCUGGCACAGUGGCUGGUGCUCGUCACACCCGACUGGAGCCCCGGCGUUUAUGGUCUGAUUGCUGCCGGUGCAACCAUGUGCGGUGUCACGCGGCUGUCAGUGACGUUGGCUGUCAUUCUGUUUGAGCUCACUGGCAGUCUCGACUAUGUGCUGCCAUUCUCCCUGUCGAUUCUUGUGGCCAAAUGGACAGCAGAUGCCAUUGAGCCAAGCAGUAUUUAUGACCUCCUUACAAACAUGAAUACUUAUCCAUUCUUGAACAACAAACACAAGCCCAUCUUCACCGGCGACUUGACGGAACUCGUUCGGCGCUUACGAAGGGAGAGGGUGAUUGAUAUUACGAAUUCACCAAUGGUUCCUGCCUCGAGUCUCCGCACCAAGCUCGAACUCCUUCAUCGCCACGGUGAGCUCGAUGGUGGUUUGCCUAUCCUGAGGGAAGACGUCCUGGUGGGCCUCAUUCCCGCUCCAGACCUUCAGUUUGCACUGGACCAGCUUCGAGAUGAAGGCUCAAACCUCUGCUUGAUGGAUCAGAUCCCUAGCAUCGAUGACGAUGACGUUGGCAGCGAGCCCGAUCCCACGGACUUUACGCAAUUCAUCGAUCCGGCACCUGUUGCCCUAGAUAUCAGGUCGCCGAUCGACCUGGCGUAUGAGUGCUUUGUCAAGCUGGGUCUGCGCUACGUUUGCGUCUUGAGAGACGGCAAAUAUGCCGGCAUGAUUCACAAAAAGACCUUCGUCAAGUAUACUCGAGAACUAGAAGAAGAGCAAGGUGGCCAUUAA
Molecule: messenger RNA, 2427 nt
Organism: Trichoderma breve
Lineage: Eukaryota; Fungi; Ascomycota; Sordariomycetes; Hypocreales; Hypocreaceae
Product: voltage gated chloride channel domain-containing protein
Exons: 9
Coding region: 1-2427 (808 amino acids)
Biological process (GO): chloride transport; transmembrane transport
Cellular component (GO): membrane; Golgi apparatus; early endosome
Molecular function (GO): voltage-gated chloride channel activity
Source: RefSeq, a predicted model, not a curated record